Cavia porcellus (domestic guinea pig) is the source of this 1598-nucleotide messenger RNA. It is a transcript of the gene Cldn4, whose product is annotated as claudin 4. The record is from RefSeq and is a predicted model, not a curated record. The coding region runs from base 221 to 850 and encodes 209 amino acids. Gene Ontology annotation, cellular component: plasma membrane; bicellular tight junction. NCBI's taxonomy places the organism in Eukaryota, Metazoa, Chordata, Mammalia, Rodentia, Caviidae. The transcript has a single exon. Gene Ontology annotation, molecular function: structural molecule activity. Gene Ontology annotation, biological process: bicellular tight junction assembly; cell adhesion.
UUGCUCAGUGGCAGCUGGUGGCAGUGGCGGCAGCAGCGGCGGCUGGAACUGGUCGGGUUACACCUGCUGAGGGCGGCAGGCGGCUGGCUUUGUCUGUCUGGCCUUUUGGGGAAAGGCUUUCCCUUCCCCAGGUGGAGCUCAAACUUCGCACAAGGAACCCAACAGCCCUCAGAGCAGGAUCCCUACAGACCCCGAGGAUCCCUACUGAUCCCGCUGAGCCAUGGCUUCCAUGGGGCUGCAGGUGCUGGGCAUCGCGCUGGCCGUGCUGGGCUGGCUGGGCGUCAUCCUGAGCUGUGCGCUGCCCAUGUGGCGCGUGUCGGCCUUCAUCGGCAGCAACAUCGUCACUGCGCAGACCAGCUGGGAGGGCCUGUGGAUGAGCUGCGUGGUGCAGAGCACCGGCCAGAUGCAGUGCAAGGUGUACGACUCCCUGCUGGCGCUGCCGCAGGAUCUGCAGGCGGCCCGGGCGCUCAUGGUCAUCAGCAUCAUCGUGGCGGCGGUGGGGAUGCUGCUGUCUGUGGUCGGGGGCAAGUGCACCAACUGCUUGGAGGACGAGACCAUCAAAGCCAAGACCAUGAUCGGGGCAGGCGUGGUGUUCUUGCUGGCUGGCCUCCUGGUGAUGGUGCCCGUGUCCUGGACGGCCAACAACGUCAUCCGGGACUUCUACAACCCGCUGGUGGCUUCCGGACAGAAGCGGGAGAUGGGAGCCUCGCUCUACAUCGGCUGGGCCGCCUCGGGGCUGCUGCUGCUCGGCGGGGCCCUCCUGUGCUGCAGCUGCCCGCCCCGCAGCGAGAAGCCCUACUCGGCCAAGUACUCUGCAGCCCGAUCUGCUGCAAACAGCAACUACGUGUAGAGCCGCGCCUCACGCUGUCCCUUCCGGCUUUGUUUUUCCUCGGCCUGAACCCCACCUCUCGGCCUGGGACCCCAGGAUGGCCCUGCCACAGACUUCUGGCUGCUGGCACAUGGGCCAGCAGGGACAGAGCAGCCCUUGGCCCUUUCUGGCCCCUGGCUGCCUCGCCACGGCCUCUCCUUUCCCUGGCCAGGAUGGACAGACAGAGAUCCGCCAUACACCUGCUCUGCAUGGCCGGUGGAAUCAGCAAAGCGUGCUGGUGCUGUGGGGAGCUGGCUCCUGCUGGCCAGGACAGCCCAGCCCUGACCUCAGGCUCUCCGUGGGCCCCCCACCCACACCGGUCCUUCUCUGCCCUCAUCCCUCUGUAGCUCAAGUUCUUUUCUGGAUGCUUCUCCCAUGUUCCUGGGUGCUCCAUGUCUUGGUGUGACGGACGGUGGCUGGCAGGUGACCAGGUGGAUCUGUGAUCACGACGUGGAAAUCUCCCACGGUGGAAACCUGUACCACCCACGAGAACGGUGGGCCAUCCACCUGCCCUUGGAAUGGCGCUUGGACUGGCUGGACGGGUUUGUGGGAGGGGUGAAGGUGGAAGAAACAGGUUUGGGUAGUACCUGGGGAGGGCCCGACAUUGGCCAGCCUGGGGGAGGGUCUCAGGGCCUCCUGCCUUCCUCUGGUUUCUGUUUUUGUAAUUUAAGACGUCCUAUUCAUCACUGUUAUUUUAUUAUUUUCUACAAUAAAUGAAGCUGUGCACAGA